AAAAAUCGGUGUCCUUUGAGAAAUCAGUAUCCUUUAGCGACGACAUACAAGGAAUACCAAAAUCGCAUAGUCCACAACAUGCCGCCGAUACAAAACCAACCAAACCAGCCAUAAAAUCAUCAACCUUACCUCGUACAUCAUCACAAGAACGAGAUCGUAUAAAGCCACCACCUCCUCCAAAGCCAUUGGUCUUGGCUCAAACACAUCAGAGUUAUCGUGCAGAUAUAGCGCUUGCUCCAGAAGUGUAUAAUCACUUACGUGGUCUACAGAAGAAAGCUAAGGAUUUGCGCAUGGAAGUGCGUACUCUAAGACGUUUAUCACAGGCUCAAGCCGUUGCAGUACGUGAAGAUAUUAAAGGCGCAUUUAUGAGAAUACGUGCCACAUUAUUGGCUAGUAGUGGCAGUAAUUGGGGACAUCCCGGCGAUCAGGAUACAACACGUAUUUCACGCGAAGAGGAACUUUAUAAACAGGAAGUUAUACGAUUAGAAAAGGAUUUAAGCGAUUUGGAGACAUCUGUAGAGAGUCUGCGUGGAGAAGUUAUAAAUCGUAGAACACGUGUCAAUAUGACAGCCGUAGAGGAUAUGGCACUCGUUUUGAGCAGAGCAAGUAAAACUGUUGCUGAACUUAAGAUGAGAUUUCCCGCUCUAUCAAAUGGAUUGCGUUGUAUCAUAUCGAAUGAAAUGGAAAAAGUAGUGCGUGAAGAAAAGUUCCUUAAAGAAGAGCCUGAUAGACUUGAGUCUGCUCUUAGGCGUUGUAAAAAGUUAACCGGCACUUUAGUAACUCUUAAAAGAUUGGCGAGUGUGCAAGAACAACGUCUUCCACCAAAUGAGCCACAAAUCAAUGAGGAACCUCCACGUUCCGCAGAAAUCUCCUCAGCCGAUAAGCCAAUCCCAACUCCCAGGAUGGGGUCGUUCACUGUCAGCGGGGGACCCCCACCCGAAAACGCACUCGAUGCUUUGCUAGAUGAAUUACAGACAUUCUCAAAGCCACUAAUACAAAAUAAUGAGAUACAGAUACGUCCUGACGAUUCUGCAUCUGAUGAAAGUGCACAAGGUGUACAAAGUACAGUAACUACUCAAAUGUCCCAAGCAAGACUUUACAUACAAAAUGACACAAAUCUUCAACAACUCCAACAGCUCCAACCACAAAUACAACAAAUACAACAACUUCAACAACAGCAACAAUUGCAACAAGCACAACAGCUGCCAAUAGGAAUUGUCGGCACCAACAACAUACAAAAUCGCAUCUUAAGCAACAGUAACAAUAGCAACAACACCGUAACUUACUUGCAACACUCGAAUGUGGGCAGUUUGCGUCGCUUACACUCCUACACCAGUGGCUCCGAUGCUGACAUCUCGCCUACUCAAAAUAACAGAUCAGUCGGCAAGCCACCAGUGCCAGAACGCAAUGCAGAGCUCAUAUCUAAAGUAGGAAAUAAGCGCAUACCACCACCACCACCCCCACGUACCAGCUCCCGCAGUCCACUGGCAAGUCCCACUAGCGCAAAUGCACCACAACAGCUUGCAAUUUUGAGCGAAUCUGACAGUUCCAUCAAGGAAAGCAUUGCUGAGUGCAAUAGCGGAAAUUCAAGCGGCAACGAAUCUGGCAACGAUCACGUACAGCGACAGGCAGCACUUGAGAAACGCCACCAGGAAUUAUUGAAAAAACAAAAACAAUUACAAGAACAAUAUCAACGCUUGCAGCAAAUGAGUAAAAUUUCUGGUGUUGAGGUGGCACCAAAUGCAGGUGGUACUGAUGCCAAUGGUGCUGAAGUAUUACAAAAAAUGGGCAGCGAAACGAACUUACAAUACAAUAACACAGAUUUAUCUAUAACCACAAAUGUAGGCAUUGAACAGAAUGUGAAUUCCAUAGACAAUGGCGUGGCAGUGGAGAAAUUACAAAGUAAAAUCAUAAUUCGGCAAUCGAAAGAGGUUACAGGCAACGCUGAUGCACAACUUGCAACUGGCGGCACCACAACAAAACAAGUCUACGAGACUGAGAUACUUUAACGAAAAUCGGUGCUGACGUGGCUUGAAACCGAAAUCGAUAUUUAAGCGAUAUUAUCGAUAUUAAAUGAUAAUAAAUCAUCUUCUUUCAUAUAUAACUGCGAAACAGGACUAGAGAUUCUAGUGAAUUAUAAACCCAGUUACCAUAUUUACAGCAAAUACAGUAAUUAUAUUUAUAUACAAUGCGAUUUAUGCAUAC
Teleopsis dalmanni is the source of this 2205-nucleotide messenger RNA. Its product is annotated as coiled-coil domain-containing protein CG32809-like. The record is from RefSeq and is a predicted model, not a curated record. Gene Ontology annotation, cellular component: cytoplasm. Lineage: Eukaryota; Metazoa; Arthropoda; Insecta; Diptera; Diopsidae.